ACUGGAGACAAAAAAGCGCAUCACGGACAAAGGAAAUAUGGGUGCGCUGGAGAGGAUUCACCUCAGCCGGGUAACACAAUGGAUGAGCCGCUUCUGUUUCAUUUACCGGGAGACCAAUUAGCCCACCUUAAUGAGGUGCUGGGAUGCAAGAUACUGCAAGCUAAAAAGGCGGAAGGCUGCGUUUAAUCCGUCUGCGGAUCCUAUGAGCUUGCAAUGGCUGUGGCGGGGAUAUGCAACUGGAUAGGGAAUAAUGUGCCUUUUUAUUUUGUGAUAUUUUCCUUAUUUUGUGGCCUUUCAUUUGGACAGUUACAAUAUUCUAUUACGGAAGAACUAGAAAAUGGGGCACUGGUCGGCGAUCUGGCGCAUGACUUGGGGCUGGAUAUUCGAAAGCUCGCCACUCGAAAAAUUAAGGUAACGUCCGGCAGCACUAAGCGCUAUGUGAUUGUCAACCCCAAAAAUGGGAAAUUGCUUGUCAAUGAAAGGAUCGACAGGGAGGCACUGUGUGAUUUAUCCAGCACCUGCAUGAUUAAUCUGGAUGUGCUGGUCGAAAACCCCACUGAGGUGCACCAUGUCAAUGUGGAGAUUGUGGAUGCCAAUGAUAAUGCGCCGCAGUUCCCUAGAGACGAGUAUCAACUGGAAAUCACAGAAGCUGCUUUGCCAGGGUCUCGUUACCCAAUUGAAAACGCUCAAGAUCCAGACAUUGGGUCCAAUUCAGUUCGUAUUUAUCAACUUAGCACAAACGACCAUUUCGCGCUGGUAUCCAACAAACCCUCCCUAAACACAAAGCACAUCGAGCUUGUGCUCAAAAAGCCCCUUGAUCGUGAGCAGACGCCUUACCACCAAUUAAUUCUAAGUGCUGUGGAUGGUGGGACGCCAGAGAAAACAGGCACGGCCAAAAUCAAUGUCCGGGUCCUGGACUCAAAUGACAAUGUUCCCAUGUUCGACAGCUCAGUGUACAAGGUGAAACUGUUGGAAAAUUCGCCCAAAGACACCCUGGUAAUUAAACUGAAUGCAACUGAUCCGGAUGAGGGCACAAAUGGAGAGGUUUAUUACUCUUUCAGCAGCUACACUCCAGAGAGAGUGAGGCAGAUGUUCAGCAUGGACACUAAUACAGGAGAAAUAAGAGUGAGGAGCAACGUUGACUAUGAAGAGACCAACUCCUAUGAGAUGUACAUCCAGGCAAUGGACAAGGGCCCUGGCGCCGUGGCCGCACACUGUAAGGUAGUGGUAGAGGUGGUGGAUGUGAAUGACAACGUCCCUCAGAUAGUGCUGUCAUCUCUGUCUAGCCCUGUUAGGGAGGAUGCCCGUGCAGACACCGUUGUGGCCCUCAUUAGCGUUACUGAUCGAGACUCUGGCGCUAACAAGCAGGUGAGUCUAGAGAUCCCAGCAGGCCUUCCUUUCAAGAUCAAGUCUUUCAGAAAUUAUUACACUCUGGUUACCUCAGCCUUCCUGGACCGCGAGACCACUGAUGCCUACAAUGUCACUCUGAGUGCCACAGAUGGAGGAAACCCUCCCCUUUCCUCCCAGAAGACCAUACAGGUGGAUGUGGCUGAUGUUAAUGACAACCCGCCGCGGUUUGAACAGACGUCUUAUACCGUCUAUGUGGCUGAGAACAAUGCCCCCGGAGCCUCUUUGUGCACUGUAAAAGCUCAAGACGCAGACAUCAAAGAGAACGCACGCAUCACCUACACAGUGCUCAAUGACAACAACCAUGGCAUCCCUGUCACCUCGUAUGUGUCUGUGAAGGCCGAUACAGGGGAGGCGUAUGCCCUGCGAGCCUUUGACUAUGAGUCACUGAGAGAGUUUCACUUCCAGGUCAAAGCCCAAGAUGGGGGCAUUCCACCACUGAGCCGCGUUGCCACUGUCUACAUCUACAUAAUGGAUCAGAAUGACCAUGCACCACUGAUAGUCAACCCUCCCGGCAAUGGCACACGCUCUUUGGAAACGGUACAAAAGAACGCAGAGCCCGGUGCCUUGGUGACCAAAGUGGUGGCAUACGAUGCAGACGCUGGUCCAAAUGCCUGGAUGGUGUACGUGCUGGAGACGGCCACUGACCUGGACUUGUUCAAGGUGCACGAACACACUGGUGAGAUCAGGACCACUCGAAGGAUCCUGGAGGACAACUCCACCUCCUUUACUCUAACCGUUGUAGUGAAGGACCACGGGCAGCCUACUCUUUCCUCCACCGCCACCAUCAACGUGGCUGUCAUGGAGGUGCCGCCCAAAGUGGUCCCUGACCCCAAGAGGAUCAUCCGGCCUCACAGCACACUGCUAUUCUCCAACGUCACCCUCUACUUGAUUGUGGCUUUGAGUGCCACCACUUUUGUUUUCCUAGUCACUGUGGUGGUGCUGGCCAUCGUCCGCUGUCACGCCUACUGCACCCAGCCUGGCUCCUGUUCCCCUUGCUGUGUGUCACAGAAGCCCCCUCCAGAUGGUGGGAGCAGCAGCGUAAGUGCUGGCGGGGGAGGCAGUGCUGCAGCCGGGGCACAACCUAAUAACAAUGUGGUGCUUCGGAGAGACCUUAAAGUGGAGCCUCACUACAUCGAAGUGCGCGGGAAUGGCUCCCUAACAAAGACAUACUGCUACAAGACCUGCCUGACAGCCACCUCUGGCAGUGACACUUUCAUGUUCUACAACACAGGACGCCCCAUCAGUGGCACCUGGGGCAGCGGUGCUGACCGCUUCUUCACGAGUGGAAGUGGAUUUGUACGCAGACUGAGUAUGCCUGAUGCCUCGCUGCAGCUCUGCCCAGAGCCAAAAGCCCCGAAUGCUGACUGGCGAUAUUCUGCAUCUUUGAGGGCAGGGGUGCAGAGUUCGGUCCACAUGGAGGAAUCUUCUGUGAUGCAGGGAGCACAGGGAAUGCUGGUCCAGAACUGGCCCACUGUGUCCAGCGCUGCAGAUGGAGAGGGUGGUGGAGAGCUAUCACCCCCAGUGGGCGCUGGAGUCAACAGCAACAGCUGGCACUUCAGAUACGGUGCCGGACAAGGCUACGGCCCCCCUCAACCCCUGAAGCCCGGAGAGAUUCCUCCUGAAGCCUUCAUCAUCCCCGGAUCCCCAGCCAUCAUUUCUAUUCGCCAUGACGCUGGCCCUGUGGACGACAAAGGUGACUUCAUAAGCUUUGGCAAGAAGGAGGAGGCCAAGAAGAAGAAGAAGAAGAAGAAGGACAAGAAGGACAAGAAGGAGAAAGGAAAGGAUGAUGGGGAAGAAUAAAGCAGAAGGGGUGACUUGAAAACAGAGCUACCAACAAUUUACCAUCCAAAUUACAGAGCCAGAAAAAAAGCCAAAUGCAUAUUGUAGAACUGAGGGAGCCUGGUUGCACCAUAUUUGCAUAGACAUUGUACAGUGGCCAAACCCUCAUUAGACCAAGCCUGGCUCCCCACAUAAUGCAAACCUCAUUUGGCCCAUAACUUUGGCCUAUUAAAGUCUAAGGUUUAUGGUAAACAAAUGUUCUUAGUAGACAGACUUCAUCUAAAGGCUGGACCAAAUUAUAACAAAGGAUUUUAUUGGAUUAGAUUAGCCUUUCUGUGUUUGUAUACUAAAAACAAAAACACCUGAAAAGGUGUACUAUCUGUAUCUGACCAUUGUCAGCUGAGGCUGCCUGUGUUGGCAUCUCUGUCUUUAUGCAGCCCCCCUCCCUUUUUGGCUCACCUAGUUGGAGGUGAAGCAGAAGCCAAACUAAAAAAAUUAAACAGAGGCUUUUGUUUUCAGUAUUAUGGAGGCCUUGUAGAAAUUCAGAAAAUGUGGUCUUUUAUAUAAAAAAAUGAAAAAUGAAAAAGUAACAACAUACAGUAUAUGUACCAUGAGAUUAUCACCUUUACGAAAAUGAGGUGACUGAGACAAGCAGGACCACGCUCUAAUAAAUAGCUCUGUUUCAGUGUAACAUAGCACAUUGCAGAGGCUGAGGACCUGGACUGGGUUGCAACAACUAUGCGCAAGUUUGUUCCCAGGUUAGGGUGUAAAGUAAUGGCUUCAUAACUGCUAGUUAAUUUGCAAUUUGCAAGUUACUAAAUUUGAUUGUACCAUGAGUAGUAAGGGGGGGAAUUCUACAGCUGUAGCUUAUUAAAAUAUUAAGAUUUCAGAUGAGUAGCCAAUCAGUAAUAGCAUUACUUUGCUGAUGGGUACAAACCACAUGGAUUUGUAGUUGACUAGAUUGGCAUAAAAAUUACGAUUGGUAAAUAGAAUCCAUAUUUGACUUAAAGGACAGUACUAGUUUUGGCAUGUUGUAGGCUAUUUUACAUAUAUCUUGUAUACUUUACGUCAAGAGACCAUUGUGGGUUUUUUCCCACCUUUCAGGCAGCCAUUGUUUUUACACAAAAAUUAAUUAGCUUACACUUUUUCGGAUUUAGAAAUUCAUCAAAGCGGAGUUCAGCGUCCGUUUAAUUGUUGUAUAAGUUGCGGUUUCAUUACAUGGUAAUGAAGCUGAAGUGCACAUUGGGAAACUGCACUGCAUUGGCACAAUAACUUGUAUUGUAAUCAAUAUUUUCCAAUUUGAAGAAAAUGGGGGAAAACAUCCAAAAUUGUUAAGUCCUUUAAGUUGCAAAAUGGCAUGAAUUUACUAAAUAAGAAAAAAAAAAACACUGUGCAAAAAAUGAAAAAAAAAUCCUGCUUUAUUGUUAGUGAGUGCAAUUGUGUGACUUCGUAUCAUUUGCACCUGCUUUACUGCUUGCUUAACUAUUUAGUUGUUACUUAACAGAUUUUUGUGGUGCUACCGCUUGUGUUUUAGCAAAGCGUGAAUCGGGAUAAGUGGCUACUUCUGAUGUAACUAGGGAACCUAUGUGCAGCUGACGCAACCGGCCCCUGAUCUUGCCUCUUCUCUUGGAAUACGGCACAGGUCAAUGGGGUCUUAAUCCCACUGUGUAUCAGCACGAGUCUGAUGCACACAUUAUUGUACACAGACACUGACUCUCUAUGCCUCUUACUCACACAUACACCUAAGAAAGUACACAUGCUCUCUCUUCCUCUCUUAUACACACAGACAUACAGUAUAUACAAAUACACAUCAUACAAAAAUAUACUAUAAGAAUACACACCCCUUUCAGAAAACUCCAAGACUGAAGGCCAGUGCCAUCCUUAAUAUGUGAGUGUAUUAUAUGGCUGGGACGCAGGAACGUUGCUUGUUGCUUCAUUUCUGUUCAAGCCUGAUCCCUCUACUUCUGUCUUUGAAUGUUAAGUAGAUGUUCUUCAAGCCCUGCACCACUGCCUCGACUGUUUCAGUGCUUGUAGGAUUUGCUUGCUUCCGCUGCCUGUUUCCUCCCUCUACUCCCGUUUCUUCAAAUCAGCGUGGUUGGAUGACAUCUUUCAAGUCACCCUCCUUCAAUGAACUGUGCUGUCGUAACACAGUGACAUUUGUGUAUUUGCAUAUUUACACACGGAAUACACACAUAGUCACAUGCACAUUAUACUGCACAUACCACACAAACACACACACACACACACACACACACACACACAUCUUUUGUUAGGUUCAACUUCAACCUAGCUCAUGCACUUCAGCCAGAGUGUCUCUCCUGAUUGCUCAUUGUUGACAGCUCUGUCAUCUCGCAUAUUGGUUCUACGCAUUGCGUUGUAAGAACAUCUGACAGGUUAGCAAAAACUGAGAUUAAACUGUACUGGCUAUAAUGAGACAAGAUGGAGAGGCAAAAGAAGAGUCAGAAAAUAGAAGUCAUUGUAGUGUAUUGUGUAGCUCCAACAUAGAAGAAACUACAGCAGAGAUGAGCAAGGCAUUCCGCUUUUGCAGUUAUUCCUUUGUGUCAGCUAUUAGUGACAAUUGAUGAACUUGGGUCGAGUAAAACCACUUAAAAAUAAGUGUAGCGCGGUUCAGCAGCAGUGGACAGAGGUUGCCAGUUGACUUGGAAGGGGGAAACCCACUUAGGGAUUAAUGGAGGUGAAGCACAGUGCUGACAUUUUUUAUUGUGCACCCAUCAUGAUGGAACAAGGGAAGACGAUACCAGCAAGCAAAGAUCAAUACAAGUCACAAGAGUGAUGCUGUUGCAGUGGGUCAAGUCUGAACUGCGUGAAAUGAUCAGCUUCAUUACAGACAUUCUAGCAGGUCUAACAGGGUAGAGAAAGAGUACUGGGAGCAGUAGAUAUUAGAACAGCAUCAACAUGAUGAAAGCCUCGCCUCAUUGUUCCUUUUUUUAUACCAUUAUCUUACCAGUCACAGUAGGGGUAUAUAGGUGCUACUAUCAGGCUCAAUCCCUCCCAUGCACACGAUUCCUUCCCCUGCCCCGUCCUUAAGGUGUACUUCUGUGCUGUCAGAUCACCAAGUGGCUGUUUGCAUGUUAUAAGCAAAGGAAACAGAUACUAUAGAUACUAUAUAUAUAUAUAUAUAAAGAUAUAUAUAUAUAGAAAUGUUUUUCCACUGGGAAAUGCGUAUUGGAAUACAUGUACUUCUGAUACAUAUUCUCAAAGACAAUACACACACACUGACAGACCCUCGCUAAUCCACACACACACGUACAUAUACACUAUUGCGAACAGUAAUUUGUGGAAAAACCUAAAAGAAUCACAUUUUUUAUCCUGUUGAAAAUGAAUUUAAUCUUCUAGAUAUACAUAAUGCUAUUGUGUUAUGCUAUGAAAUGCUUUUAUUUUCUGGUUUUACCCUCAUGAUUUCCAUAGAUAAGAAAAUCAAUCCUUAAAGUUGUGUUGAGCUUUGAAAUGAUGAUCAAACAAACACUAUUGUGGAAUCAAAUCAUUUACUCACCCUCCAUAUGUAUCCCUUGCCCGGUAGAGAAAUAAAGAAAAAGGAUAAAAAAAAAUCUAAAUACAUAAAAUGGUAUUAAAAAAAAAAAAAUAAAGUUGAUGUAUUCUCUGCUUGUGUAUAGUGAAUGUUCUUCAGUCACUGGGUGUGGCAGUGAGUGGCACAUACCAGUAGACUGUGACAGUGCAGAUCUGUUAAUAACGUUUUUUGUACACCUGCUUAUCAUUGUAAAGGUGAUAAUAGUGAAUCUUAUGAUUUAAUCGACCUGGUAUGUGUUUUGUUAAUAAGUCACAAAUAAAGUUUUUCUUAAAUAUCUUAA
This is a messenger RNA of Micropterus dolomieu (smallmouth bass), 7019 nucleotides long. Its product is annotated as protocadherin alpha-C2-like. The transcript has 4 exons. Gene Ontology annotation, biological process: homophilic cell-cell adhesion. The coding region runs from base 214 to 3210 and encodes 998 amino acids. Gene Ontology annotation, cellular component: plasma membrane. NCBI's taxonomy places the organism in Eukaryota, Metazoa, Chordata, Actinopteri, Centrarchiformes, Centrarchidae. Gene Ontology annotation, molecular function: calcium ion binding. The record is from RefSeq and is a predicted model, not a curated record.